AUGAUUCCAGGACAGAAUCAAAGUUGGGUUUCUGAGUUUAUCCUGCUUGGCUUCUCCAGUGACCCCAUGACCAACAGCACCCUCUUCAUUGUGUUCCUUCUCAUCUACCUGUGCUCAGUCCUGGGAAACGUACUCAUCAUCUUGUUGAUCUGCCUGGACACACAUCUCCACACUCCCAUGUAUUUCUUCCUCUGUAUUCUUGCCCUGUUGGAUAUGGGCGAUGUUACUACCACCAUGCCCCAGAUGUUGGUGCAUCUACUUGCUAAUUCUCAGACCAUCUCCUUUGCUGGAUGUUGGCUUCAGAUGUAUAUGUUUGGUGCACUGGCACUCACAGAGUGUGUCCUCUUUGUGGUCAUGGCUUAUGACCGGUAUGUGGCAAUUUGCUACCCAUUGAGUUAUAGUGUCAUCCUCACCUGGGACUUGUGCUUCUGGUUGGCAGCCGGUGCCUGGGUCUGUGGUUUCUUCUUCUCUCUGAUACACACCUUCUUCACCAUGAGGCUGCCAUACUGUGGCCCUAACAAGGUCAACCAUUACUUCUGUGAAGGACCCUCAGUACGUAGGUUGGCAUGCAUGGACACUCAUCUCAUUGAAAUAAUGGAUUUAGUUAUGAGUGUCUUCAUUAUUGUUGCCCCAGUCUCCCUCAUUGUGGCCUCUUAUAUUCGUAUUGCCAUGGCUAUUCUCAAGAUCAAGUCCACCCAGGGCCGCUUCAAGGCUUUCUCUACCUGUGCUUCCCACUUGACUGUGGUCACACUCUUCUACAUUCCAGCCACUUACAUCUACAUGAGGCCCAACUCAAGCUCCUCUCCUGAGCAUGACAAGCAGAUCUCACUCUUUUACAAUGCCUUCUCAGCCUUGCUCAACCCCAUGGUCUAUAGUCUGAGGAACAAAGAACUCAAGAGAGCAUUUCUCAAGAUGAUGGUUCAUGGAAAAGUC
This is a messenger RNA of Myodes glareolus (Bank vole), 933 nucleotides long. The record is from RefSeq and is a predicted model, not a curated record. NCBI's taxonomy places the organism in Eukaryota, Metazoa, Chordata, Mammalia, Rodentia, Cricetidae.